Molecule: messenger RNA, 2998 nt
Organism: Salpingoeca rosetta
Lineage: Eukaryota; Choanoflagellata; Craspedida; Salpingoecidae
Exons: 5
Coding region: 200-2881 (893 amino acids)
Source: RefSeq, a predicted model, not a curated record
CACUUCUUCACUGGCUUGGCUUUGUUCUUCUGUGCGCCAAACUUUCCCACACAGAAGAAGCGACGCGACGCGCUGCUGUUGUUUCCCUCCAUUCAUUCCCUGAGGAAAACCGAAGACGACACAACAACACCCUUCUCCCCUUGCUUGUGCUGCUUACCCUCUCCUCCCAUCGUCGAGACUGCGCGACACAUCAGUCAGAAUGGUGUCGGUCCGUUUUGUGGUGGCGGCUGUGUUCGCUGCUGCAUUUGCUGUGGCCGUGUUUGGCGCACAGCCUUCCUCUGCCAAGGCCUGCAAGGACUUCCAAACAUGCACAGAGUGCCUGAACGACGGCACAAAGUACUGCGGCUGGUGCCACAUGGACGUCGUCUACAAGAACCAAACCAUCGGCACCAAAUGCGUGGACAUCCGUGACUCCUGGUCCUGCCCUUCCAUCUUCGACACCGCCGGCUGUACCCCUGGCUACUACUGCAACUACACGACUGGCCAGUGUGCCCAGGCACCUGCUGGCAGUGGCAUGUACGGCAACUACUCGUCGUGCAUGGACCACUGCUUCGUCACCCCGGACACCUACAUCUGUAACACGACCACAUACCAGUGCGUCAAGUGCAAGCACCCGAACGACCCCGGCUGUGCAUCCAAGGGCGAGGCGUGCGCCAACUGCAACGCCCCACCUGGUCAGCUCUUCCGCUGCGACCGGUCCGACCCAUCAAACCCGACAUGCGCCGCCUGCCACCCACACGACCCGCACAUCAAGAACUGCACCGACUUCCACAAGGCGUGCGACAACUGCCAGAUUCCACCCCCGUCCCCGCCGUCCCCACCAUCGCCACCAUCACCACCAUCCCCACCAUCACCACCACAGCCGCAGAAGAACUACACGUGCAACACCAAGACGAUGCAGUGCGAGGAGUCGACGCCCGGCCAGCCGCUGGUGGCAUGCGAGGCGCGCUGCUCCAACUCAACCCCGCCGUCAUAUGUGGGCAUGUACCGUGGCAUCCAGGCACAGACCAACUACAAGUCGGGCGAGUUUGGCUUUGACUUCAAGAACAGCACCGUGGUCAUCCGCGACAACAACGGCAACGACGUGCACGGGCAGGUGUACGUGCUCGACGACACCAAGAUCAAGCUGCUGGACGGCCCCAACAAGGGCAAGGUGCUCACAGUCGACUUCCGCAGCGUGGACACGGGCCCGGAGACCACGGCCUUUGCCCUCAUGGUCAGCAAGCCCGACGGCAACCUCACCUACUCGCUGGAGGACGCCAUGAAGGGCAAGAACGGCGAGACGGUGUACUUCCUCUCCCGUUGCAACUCGUGGAAGAGCAAGCUGUGCAACUUUGCGCCCGCCUUCCAGUGGCUGCUUGACAUGCGCGCGCGCUUUGCCCGCCACGUUGCCGGCAUGGCCCCUGCUGCCAACGCCAACGACGACGAGGACGGUGUCAGGAAGUACCACCCCAGCACUGGCACGGGCGCGAAUGAUGUGAGGCGGCUGCACUACGACACGUACGCGCACGAGGCGCUGUCGCCGCUGGAGAACGACCCGUGCAACAAGUACCUCGACUGCAGCUCGUGCAUUGCCGCGCACGAGGGCGACGUGUCAUGCGGGUGGUGCCUUGGCGGGCAGAUUGUGUACAACACCACGGGCAAGUCGCAGUACAAGUGUGCCGGUUACGAGAAGGGCAAGGCGCCGCCGUUCACGUGCACCAAGGACUUCCGCACCGAGGACUGCAGCGGCUACUCGUGCGCCUGGAACUCGUCCACCCCGCAGUGCUACAAGAGUGACAACGGCCAGUACCCAGACAUGCAGACGUGCCAGAAGACAUGCCACGCCUCGCAGAUGGCCAAGUGCAACAACCAGACCAAGCAGUGCGAGACAUGCACCAAGGGCCCCGGCUGCCAGCAGACCAUGGCGCAGUGCGACGCCACCUGCAACGUGCCCCACGCCAAGUGCAACCUCACCACCCACCAGUGUGUGUCGUGCGACCCGGCCACCGACCCAGACUGCGUCGACACCAAGGGCGCGUGCGACGAGAAGUGUCGCAAGGCGUCCACCUACGGCAUCUGCGAUCCAACCACGGGCCAGUGCGUCCCCUGCGACCCAUCCCAGCACGAGAAGGGCUGUGUGCAGAACUGCAACAACACGUGCUCCUUUGGCGGCCUGUACGGGUGCAACGUCACGGACCACACGUGCGUGCAGGGUCUGGGCACCAUGACCCUCCCGGACUGCGUCAACGAGUGCGUGCCCCACAACCACACGGGCAACUACGGCUGCGACUGGUCCAACCCAGAUGCCCCCGUGUGCAAGGAGAAGAAGGGCCACCUGCAGAAGAAGGACUGCAUGCGCAACUGCCACGCCCCCGGCUUUGCCAAGUGCAACUACACGACCGGCCAGUGCGUCAAGUGCACGCCAGACGACCCCAACUGCCGCUACACCAAGACGGAGUGCGACAUCUUCUGCCACAAGUCGUCGGCACAGGGCACCUUCCGCGGCAUUGAGAUCAGCAAGGACUUCAAGCGCGGCGAGUGGGACUUCUCCUUCUUCGGCGACGGCACGGUUGCGUUUGAGCUGUACGGCACAAGCACCAAGUACGAGGCGCGGUUUGACGAGCACGGGUCUGCCAGCGAGGGCACGUCGAUUGUGUUCACGGUGACGGAGGCGCCGGCCAACGGCCCGCUCGACAUCAACGUGGGCGAUGUGCUCAGCGGCCUCUUCAUCAACGACAACGGCGAGAACCACAUUGUCAAGUACAUGUACCUUGGCCUGGGCACGAACGCAAAGGCCGCCAGCACGUUUGAUGACGCAAUGACCUCGUUUGAGUGGGUCCUCACGGGCUGCCAGGACAACGCCCCCUGCGACUUCAGCUCCUCCCGCCUUCCAGAGUAAAGGCAGCCGCGUGAACCUGACUGUGUGUGGGAAGACGUGUGUGUGUGUGCGUGUGUGCAGACGUGUGUGUGUGUGUGUGUGUGUGUGUGUGUGUGUGUGUGUUCUCGUGUAUGUGUG